CUUAUUGCACAUGGCCGCACGUGCUAUGGAUUCAGAAUUAUGAUAUUAUCCACGCUCGAAUCAAUCAGCAAUCAUAUUCAUGAGCGUAUGAGUAAAAGACCCAAACAAUGGGAGCCACUAAAAUGUAAUUACUGUUUAUGGAAAUUUAAUACCGUGGAAGAAGUCAUUGCACACAGGAAAUCAUGUAAAUAUUUAGUAUCGAAAAAAAUACUGGAACAACUGUACACAAGUCUUAGGGUGAUGUGGGCCGACGAACAGUUUACAAUGAUAUCGUUACCUUCUACUUCGGCAGCGACGCUAAGAGACGUAAUUAAAAAUCCUGUUGAUUUAUUUCUUGCCCUAUCUAAUAUUAUGAUGUCUCCUCCUCCUCCUGCGCCAUCAACGUCAAAAGACAAAAGUUCUGUACAGAAAUCUCCAGAAAAACAAGUAACACUACCAAAGUACACUGGCACCGAAAAAGAUCGUGCCACAGAAUCUGAAUCCAGUACGAUGUCUCCUCCUUCUCCUGCGCCAUCAACGUCAAAAAACAGUUCUGUACAGAAAUCUCCAGAAAAACAAGUAACACUACCAAAGUACACUGGCACCGAAAAAGAUCGUGCCACAGAAUCUGAAUUCGGUAUAAUGUCUCCUCCUCCUACGCCAUCGCCAUCAAAAGACGGUUCUGUACAGAAUUCUCCAGAAAAACAAGUAACACCACCAAAGUACACUGGCACUGAAAAAGAUCGUGCCACAGAAUCUGAAUCCAGUGCGAUGUCUUCUCCUCCUCCUACGCUAUCAACGUCAGAAGAUUCGAGUGAAGAGAGGAAAUCUCCAAGAAAAUCUCCAAAACGAGUCUUGGAUGCUGAAAAAGAUCGUGCCACAAAAUCUGAAUUCAGUUCGGAACCGUUCUCUCCUCCGUCGAAAAUGUUUCGUUCCAGUGACAAAGAUACAAAAGAACAUCAAGACAAAACGAGUAUAACUGUCAUUGAUAGUAAAACAUGUGAUGAUAGAAACAAUGCAUGCGCAAAAGCUGUAAGUUUAGUUUGA
Molecule: messenger RNA, 1026 nt
Organism: Pseudomyrmex gracilis
Lineage: Eukaryota; Metazoa; Arthropoda; Insecta; Hymenoptera; Formicidae
Product: extensin-like
Exons: 11
Coding region: 40-1026 (328 amino acids)
Source: RefSeq, a predicted model, not a curated record